This is a messenger RNA of Pseudogymnoascus verrucosus, 1068 nucleotides long. RefSeq lists its product as uncharacterized. Bases 221 to 826 code for a protein of 201 amino acids. Gene Ontology annotation, cellular component: mitochondrion. Lineage: Eukaryota; Fungi; Ascomycota; Leotiomycetes; Thelebolales; Thelebolaceae. The record is from RefSeq and is a predicted model, not a curated record. The transcript has a single exon.
CCACUCCAAACCACAAAUAUCCAAAUCAUAAUAAUGAUUUCUAGCACCUCACGCAAACCGCCCUGAUUAUAGCCGUCAUAAAAUUUACGUCACUCCUCAAUUUCCACCAACAAUCCCCACAACCCGUGAAUUGUGUGUCCUCUUGGCAACUAAAUUUAUAUCACCUCUACGGAUCUAUCAACUACUUCACCAACAUCCAGCGCCAAAAAGAAAAGAAACAAUGCGUCCCGCACUCCUCCGCCCUCUCCGUCGCCUCUCCCCCGGCCGCCCCUACACCACCACCAAGCCCCCUUCUCCAACCCCUGCCCCCGCAACCCCACCUGACACAUCCACACGCACCCGCCUCAACAAGCUCCUCGACCGGACCCCCAAAUUCCUGCACCCCUACACAAACGGUCUCCGCAACGCCCCAGUCAGCCACAUCAUCUCCUUCCUCAUCCUCCACGAGCUAACCGCCAUCAUCCCUCUCAUCGGUCUCAGCGCCGCCUUCCACUAUUCAGAGUGGACGCCAGAGUGGAUGAGGGAGAGGGGGGAGGAGUAUGAGGGGCGGUUUAGGAGGUAUUUUGGGCGGAAGGGGUGGUUUGGUGUGGAAGCCGUAGGGGAUGGUGGGGUGGCUGCGAGUGGGGUGGAUGGGGUUGCGGAGGGGGAGGGGAUGAAGGCGGAAGGGGGCGGGGGAGGGGUAAGGAUCGUGAUGGAAGUUGCGACGGCGUAUGCGGUUACGAAGGUCUUGUUGCCGGUAAGGAUUGUGGGGAGUGUAUGGGCGACGCCGUGGUUUGCGAGGGUGGUUGUGGGGAGGUUUAAGAGGUUGGGGGGACUGGGGAGAUAGCUUUGUGGUUUGGGAAGGGGAGGAGGAUGGAUGUGAACUAGGGCGAAGGGGAUUGGGAUGAAAGAUGUAUGUAUAGAGGCUACUGCGAAGAUCCGCAGUGGAUAUUGUAUAAUAGACAGUUGUUUCGGCGAAUAUAUGGGAAGACCGAGAGACAAGGUAUUUAGCCAACCAGGUAUCAGUAGACGAGGCUGCGAGUCUUCAACUUAAACAUGCCUAAUAUAUACUCACAACGCGUAUAUCAU